Molecule: messenger RNA, 1074 nt
Organism: Funneliformis caledonium
Lineage: Eukaryota; Fungi; Glomeromycota; Glomeromycetes; Glomerales; Glomeraceae
Source: the annotation of a GenBank genome assembly
AUGUCUGGAGGAUUUUUAUUUUACCUUAUUAAAGUUAAGAAGCAACCGUUCUUCUUGAUUGCCACCAAAGAUAGAGGAUGGUUGAGGCCUAAACCUUUACAUACUUAUCACUUGAUAGUGUUUACUUAUAUGUUUUUCGAAGGACUUCAUUUGAUAUUUUUGGUAAAUGAAUUAUAUCCUAAUAUGAUAGCGGCUGAAGUUGGCAAUAUUAUGGCAGAUUCCAUUUCAGCAGCCUCGGCCGCAUUUUAUCCCGUUAGUAUAGUUUAUUCUACACCAAACAUACAACCUGAUAAGCAACAUGAAAAUUCGUACUUCAGAAAUUUUAAUUAUGUUGGACCAAACGCACGUUUAGUUGACAUUGUUGGAAUUAUAUUAUUUUUUGUACCAUUAUUCACGUUAUUACCUUUUGCUUCACUAGCAGGAUAUUACGCUGAAAUGAAUGAUAUUAAAAUGGAAAAUGUUUUUUAUACUGCACAUUACUUUGCUUGGGUAGCUUGGGAAAUUAUAUAUAUUACGGUAUUAUCAUUUUACUGGUACAGGUUAACAUUUAUAAUCAAAGAUCAUAUUAAAGUAUUAUUAUUAGAAAAUGAUAAUAACAAUCAGGUCAAAAAGUUCAAACGAGGCACCAGAAAUUUAACUAUACCGGUUUUAGCGAUAGUUUUUGGAUUAUUGCUUCAGGCGAUUAUAUAUGUCGUUAUGAGUUUAACGCAUCGUAGCAAUACAGUUUAUUAUUUUGGAUGGAAUUUAUUUUAUUAUUGGAUCGGAUAUGUUACUUUCCCAUUACUGGGGUUCGGCAUUGAAUGUUGCUUGCUUUACUAUACAAUAAUGAACUUAAAAAAGCAAGAAACGACAGGCUCUGUUGGGUUUUCGUCACCAUCUUCCUCACAAGGUCAAUUAAACACGAUAACAACUGUCAACAUGGAAAGUCAAAAAGAUAGUAAAACUUUAUGUUGUUUACCAAUUAAGAACUUUGGUAUUACAACAAAUAAACCUACCAUAACAGUUAUUCAUUGCAGUUCUGAAACUAUUACUAUCGUCGAAAAUAAUAAUGAACAAAGUAAUACCUUAAAUUGA